AUGGGCAUUCCAUACCUCACCAAGCAUCUACUUCCAUAUGCCGAGACCGUGUUCCUGGGCAGCGAGCAUGAAGUAGUCAUCGAUGGGCCCAGUCUAGUAUAUCAUGUCCAUCGACGAAUGAUGGGUUGGAUGGACCCCAAUUGUGAUAUUUUGGACUACCAACCCUCUUGCGAUGAGAUCAGUCGUGGAGCUAUCUGGUGUUACUUCGGCGCUGACAGUCUCGCCAGACAUAAUAUCUGCUUUGAUGGAGCCUUGCCUCUGGCCAAGCGAUCGACACGUCUGUCUCGUAUAGAGAAAUCACGGCACCGACUGACUGUGGCUCGUCGGAAUCUAUCACUUCCGACUGCAUCAAAGUGUCGCGAUGUCCUGGCAACUGAACCGGGACAGGUUUGGUGCUGCCGAGGCUUGCCCCGUGGACGGAAAGGUCUGCUAGAGAAUCCUUUCAUGGUCUCGGUGGUCUACGAAGAUCUGUUGCACCGGUGGAGUAAGGAUGCGAUUCAGAGCGAAAUUCAUCCUGAUACCACCUGUCUUGGAGAGUUUGAGUAUCCCUGGGCAGCGAUCACGGUGAUGGUUCCUGGGGAAGCAGAUGUUGAGUGUGCUCGCGUGUCAAAGCUGACCGGCUGUGCGGUAUUAACCGACGAUUCUGACCUUCUGCUGCACGACCUCGGGUCCUCUGGGUCGGUAAUGUUCCUGGACUCAGUACAGUCACCCACACGCGUCUGGGACCCGGUCGAACCCCAAAUUCAAGGGCUGAGAAUCUGCCCCGUUGCGCUCUCACAGCGAUUGGGCAUCACAGAUAUCCAGCGGUUUGGAUUUGAAUUGACCAAAGACCCCCAUUUACGAUUUGCCGACGCCAUACGUAAAUCCAAGGUCGAGGGGACUGAGCUCUCGCCGGAUUAUCAUGACUUCCUCCGAGAAUAUCACCACUCCACCGAUCGAGAGUCGGUCAGUAGGGCUCAACAGCGACAAUCAAUGGAUCCGAGAGUGUCCGAGUUGUACUGGCAGUAUGCACUCCCCGAAAUUUAUUGCUCUGAUGAAAGUCUGCAUGUUUACCUGGGUAUCCUGAAUGAAGACCCUGGUAGACAGUGUGCUUGGGGACAAGGCCGGCUAUAUCGACGUCUCGGUUACGCUGCUUUGAACGCCUCCCGUGGAAGCCAAUUCACGGCGAUACAUGAAUUUGUUCGCAGGGGUGGAAGAAUUGUUGCUGACCAAAUCGCCCUAGACGAGGCAACCCUGGUCUCCGAUAUGCACCUGCUACGCCAGCGCCUUGACCUAGCACGGAAGACCUUCGAUCAUAGCGCAGAGAGCUUUUGGUUCUUGUUCGCCCUUUCUGAGAUAUAUGAUACAUCCAACACAGUACCCAGUGGUCAACAAUUGGAAAGUUUUCUUACUCAUGGGUAUAUGGAAGGGAGUACUGGUUGGGCAGAUAUUCAUCUGCUUGCUCAGGUGCAGGCCGUUCUAUACUCUCUGAGGAUGCUCCAACAGCUCCGCGAUAUCGCGGCUUCAAAAGAGUUUGACUUGCCGCCCUUGGUCAAGCUACCUCCACUCCACAUCAUGAUGUCGCGCCAGAGAUUGAUGCAGACUUUUGGCAAUAAGAAGGCGGUUCAGGAUGUGAUUUCCCGGCUGUUGACUGCAUAUGAUACGUGA
Penicillium salamii is the source of this 1647-nucleotide messenger RNA. The record is from the annotation of a GenBank genome assembly. Lineage: Eukaryota; Fungi; Ascomycota; Eurotiomycetes; Eurotiales; Aspergillaceae.